Messenger RNA from Octopus bimaculoides (California two-spot octopus), 2125 nucleotides. RefSeq lists its product as uncharacterized. NCBI's taxonomy places the organism in Eukaryota, Metazoa, Mollusca, Cephalopoda, Octopoda, Octopodidae. The record is from RefSeq and is a predicted model, not a curated record.
UCUUAUUGUCCAAUCGGCAAAUUGUCUGCAUAAGUGUUUAUGUAUGCCAUAACACUAUUCAAUGAUGCCAUAACAAAUGCAGAGAUGUAAGAUGGCCAAGUGCUCAAAGUACUGGACUACUUGUUUCAUGGGUUGUGAGUCUAAAUCUCUUGCAAUCAUUUCGUAGUCUCUCAACUUGUUUCACUUCACCUAGCAAAUGCAAAUAAAUCUUAGAUCAUUUAAGAAUCAAUGAUGCCAUAACACUAUUCAAUAUUGUCACACAUGAGUAAAUCCCCAGUAAAUGAAUUAAUAUAAUUUCAAAUUUUAGGGUGAGGGUUAGUUGAUUACAUUGAUCCCACUGCUAAACUGGUACUUCUUUUAUUGACCUCAAAAGGUCAGAGGCAAAGUUUGAUCUUGGCAGAAUUUGAACUCAAAUUGUAAAAAGUUGGAAGAAAUGCUGCUGAACAUUUUGUCUGAUAUGCUAACAAUUCUGGCAGCACUAUUCUUGUAAUUCUUUGAGAUUUUGGUGCAAGACCAGCAAUUUUGAAGGGAGGGGGGAAACCUUCAUUGCUCAACUGAUAAUUAUUUUAUUGACCCUGAAAGGAUGAAAGACAAAGCUGAGCUCAGCAGUAUUUGAACUCAGGACAUAAAAAGAAGAAAUGCCACUAAAUAUUUUGUCUGGUGCAGUAAUGAUUCUUCCAACUUGCAAUUUAGUAAAUGAAUUAAUAUGAAACCUACAAAAUGAAUGGUUGAACAAUUGCAAGGGAUGGACAUAGAAAAAGAUAGUGGAAAACUUGAGUUGGUUUAAAGGGAGAAAGUUAAGUCUGUUGGGCUUUACAUACAACCUCUGUAUGGCUAGGGAUGUUGAUUGAUUGAUAAUAUUUAUUGUCUAUUUUAAAAGCAGUUAACUUAAAACAAAGGCUGAACUAUAACAGUUCUAAUGAAUAUUCUGAUGUCUUUAAAUGUUACCUAUUUUACUUUUCUCUUUGCAGGGGAAAACGGAAAAUAAAUAUUAUAGUGUUUCCAGUGUUAUGCAUGUAGAUUCCUUGAGUUCAUGUAUCAAUGAUGAAGCUUAUGACAGUUCUUCUGUUUUAAUAAAAGCCAAGUUGUGUUCAGAGCCUUCUCCAGAAAGUGAAUGCAAUCAAAUGUAUUUAUGUGAAAAAGUGAGCUCAGAAAAUGAUUUUAAAAGCAAAGAUAUAAAUGUCCAAGGUCUUCUUGAUCUUCAAAAUAAUAGUUCUAAAGAACAGUUUACUGAAAUUCCAAUGGAUUAUGGAUAUAAAGAAAUGGACUUUAGUUUUGAUAGCUGUGGUGCUAAGAAACUAGCACCUUCCGAAGAAAGUAAUGAAGAUCAAAAAUCUAGCCCUUACAUUCGGGCAGUUCCAAGUUUCACUUGUAUGAAGCAUCAUGAUAAAGAUGAAAAAUCCUUUACAGAUUUUGUUACUGGCAAAAACGAUUACGUAUCAAAUUCUUCAGACUUGGAAAAUAUCUGCAUUGGUGACAAGUCAUAUAACUGCAUGUAUAGCAAUUCUGUUGACAAAGCUGUUAUACAAAGCUAAGCAUUACGAUUGUUUAAAUUUGUGAUUAUACAUAUAAAAUUCAUCAUGUGAAGCUUGAUUUGAUACUAAACGGAAUAUCUUGAAAAUAUUACGACUUUUGCUGAUAAAUCUGCUAUUAAAAAUAGCCUACUUUCCAAAUUUUGUGUCUGGGGAGAGUCAUUCUGUUUUAAUGCCUUAUUUAGCAAACACACUCACCAGUUCAAUUUCCACUCAUUAUUUUUUUUUUCAAACUUUUCAUUGCUUCUUGCAACCUCUUCAACAGUCGUCAUCUCUGUCCAUUAUUGGAGCUAUGUUCUUUUUAUUUGUGCAUGUCAGACAAUGUUUAUAUUUUUAAGCAUCUUAUUAAACUCGUGUGCCUUACAAGGGAUAUUACUCUGGAAAUUACUCGGGUAUCCACCCUUUCUAAUAUGGACUAUGGUUAUUCAGAUGAACUUCAUGCUGACCUGAAAAAUAUGCUAUCGUUAUCCUAAUUUACAAAAUAUAUUUUAUUUUCAACAUUAGAAUAUGUAUUAUCUUGUCAGCAGAUCCUAUAAGAAGGAGACCAUAUAUAUAUAUAAAACAUAGAUAAAGGUGAAUUUGGUGCAGAUGUA